This is a messenger RNA of Arabidopsis arenosa, 946 nucleotides long. The record is from the annotation of a GenBank genome assembly. NCBI's taxonomy places the organism in Eukaryota, Viridiplantae, Streptophyta, Magnoliopsida, Brassicales, Brassicaceae.
AAACACAUCUCUGAUUCAACUCCGGCGAAUUCAGAAGAUCGAAGAAGAUGAGUAGAGGAAGCGGCGCUGGUUAUGAUCGUCACAUCACCAUCUUCUCACCAGAAGGUCGUCUCUUUCAAGUUGAAUAUGCCUUCAAGGCCGUGAAAACAGCUGGUAUUACUUCAAUCGGAGUUCGUGGGAAAGAUUCCGUUUGCGUCGUUACCCAGAAGAAAGUUCCGGACAAGCUUUUGGAUCAGUCUAGUGUUACACAUCUGUUCCCGAUUACCAAGUACAUUGGAUUGGUAGCUACUGGCAUUACAGCUGAUGCAAGGUCUUUGGUCCAACAAGCAAGGAAUCAAGCAGCUGAAUUUCGGUUCACUUAUGGAUACGAGAUGCCUGUCGACAUUCUUGCUAAAUGGAUAGCGGACAAGUCACAGGUCUACACUCAACAUGCUUACAUGAGACCCCUUGGAGUUGUUGCUAUGGUAAUGGGCGUUGAUGAAGAGAAUGGUCCCUUGCUUUACAAAUGUGACCCAGCUGGACAUUUUUACGGUCACAAGGCAACUAGUGCUGGUAUGAAGGAACAAGAAGCAGUCAAUUUCUUGGAGAAGAAAAUGAAAGAAAACCCAGCUUUCACAUUUGAUGAAACCGUGCAGACUGCUAUAUCCGCUUUGCAAUCUGUUCUUCAAGAAGACUUCAAGGCUACUGAGAUUGAGGUAGGAGUGGUGAGAGCAGAGAACCCGGAAUUCCGUGCAUUGACAACGGAGGAGAUUGAGGAGCAUUUGACAGCCAUUAGUGAACGAGACUGAUCGUUUUAGUGAAACAAGUGUGAGUGACGUUUAUUUGCUUCGCUUCUAUCAGACAUUCCGCUAAGUGACCACUCUCCAUCAAUCUUUUGUUUGGUCUUCCUUAAUUUGAUUUACUUAGCAAACCCUCGAAACUUGAAAAACAAAAAAAGCACUGUUAA